Chaetura pelagica (chimney swift) is the source of this 1311-nucleotide messenger RNA. RefSeq names its product 5-hydroxytryptamine (serotonin) receptor 6, G protein-coupled (gene HTR6). Gene Ontology annotation, molecular function: neurotransmitter receptor activity; G protein-coupled serotonin receptor activity. NCBI's taxonomy places the organism in Eukaryota, Metazoa, Chordata, Aves, Apodiformes, Apodidae. Gene Ontology annotation, biological process: G protein-coupled receptor signaling pathway, coupled to cyclic nucleotide second messenger; chemical synaptic transmission. Bases 1 to 1311 code for a protein of 436 amino acids. Gene Ontology annotation, cellular component: membrane; dendrite. The transcript is spliced from 3 exons. The record is from RefSeq and is a predicted model, not a curated record.
AUGGAGGGUGGUUCUGGGGCCCCCAACUCCAGCUUGCUGGGGGAGCACUCGGCACUGGUGGGGAGCAGCUGGGUGGCUGCCUUCCUCUGCUUCAUCAUCCUGCUGACCACGGCGGGGAACUUCCUCCUCAUCCUCCUCAUCGUCUCCCAGCGCUCCCUCCGCAACACUUCCAACUACUUCCUGGUUUCCCUUUUCAUGUCCGACCUGAUGGUGGGGCUGGUGGUCAUGCCCCCAGCCAUGCUCAACCAGCUGUACGGCCGCUGGGUGCUGCGGGGUGACUUCUGCUCCCUCUGGUACUCCUUCGAUGUCAUGUGCUGCAGCGCCUCCAUCCUCAACCUCUGCCUCAUCAGCCUGGACCGCUACCUGCUCAUCAUCUCCCCCCUCAAGUACAAGCUGAGGAUGACCUCCUGCAGAGCCCUCUGGCUCAUCCUGGCCACCUGGACCUUGGCUGCUCUGGCCUCCUUCUUACCCAUCAAGAUGGGUUGGCACAGGCUGGAGUUUGAAGUCCAGUCCCCAAAUGUCACCUCCCGAGUGGACAAGGAGCAGUGUAGGCUGCUGGUCAGCUUGCCCUAUGCCUUGGUGGCCUCCUGCCUGACUUUCUUCCUCCCUUCUGCUGCCAUCUCCUUCACCUACUGCCGCAUCCUGCUGGCAGCCCGCAAACAAGCAGUGCAGGUGGCUUCCCUUGCCUCCAACGUGGCCACCACUACCACCUCUGAUGAGACCACACCACAGGUUCCCUGCACCCCGAGCCAGCCCGUGGCUGGCAUUGAGGGCAGGAGGUUCACCAACAAGCACAGCAAGAAGGCUCUGAAGGCCAGGCUGACACUGGGCAUUCUCCUGGGCAUGUUCUUCGUGGCUUGGCUCCCCUUCUUUGUCACCAAUGUGACUCAGGCAGUGUGUGGUUGUGUCCCAGCCGGCUUCUUCGACGUGCUCACCUGGCUGGGGUAUUGCAACAGCACCAUGAACCCCAUCAUCUACCCGCUCUUCAUGAGGGACUUCAAGAGGGCCAUGGGCAAAUACCUGCCCUGCUGCUGGCGCGUGGGGGAGCCGCGUCCCAGCGCCAUCUCCCUCUCCAUGAGGAACUCCAACAGUGGGGCCCGCGCUGCCACCUCCCUCAAGAAUGUCCUCACCUUGCAGGCAGAGACUGACUCGCUAGAGUCUGGUGUGCUGGGUCAUGAGCACAACCUGCUGCCAGCUGCCCACAGCUCCCUGGCCCUCCCAGCCCCCAGGCCCUGCUUGGUCAACCUCUUCGAUGUGGAGCCCUCGGACCCGGAGCUGCAGCCCAAGUGUCUUGGCACCCCCGUGGCCUGA